CAGAUAUAGUGAAUGCAGGGUCCGGGGAGACCAGAUAUAGUGAAUGCAGGGUCCGGGGAGACCGGAUAUAGUGAAUGCAGGGUCCGGGGAGACCGGAUAUAGUGAAUGCAGGGUCCGCGGAGACCAGAUAUAGUGAAUGCAGGAUCCUGGGUUUAGUAACACUUUAGGCACGGGGGUUCACAUUGAUACAUUGUGGCACACUGCAUGUAAUUGGCAUAGGAACCAUACCGCAUUCCUGUGGAAAUCACAUAUAGUG
Molecule: messenger RNA, 256 nt
Organism: Staurois parvus
Lineage: Eukaryota; Metazoa; Chordata; Amphibia; Anura; Ranidae
Source: the annotation of a GenBank genome assembly